Molecule: messenger RNA, 1542 nt
Organism: Nyctereutes procyonoides (raccoon dog)
Lineage: Eukaryota; Metazoa; Chordata; Mammalia; Carnivora; Canidae
Product: cytochrome P450 2F1-like
Exons: 9
Coding region: 1-1470 (489 amino acids)
Biological process (GO): xenobiotic metabolic process
Cellular component (GO): intracellular membrane-bounded organelle; cytoplasm
Molecular function (GO): iron ion binding; heme binding; oxidoreductase activity, acting on paired donors, with incorporation or reduction of molecular oxygen, reduced flavin or flavoprotein as one donor, and incorporation of one atom of oxygen
Source: RefSeq, a predicted model, not a curated record
AUGAUGUUCACGGCGCUGCUGCUGCUGCUGCUGCUCCUGCUGCUGGCCCUAGCCAGGCGGAGUUGGGGUGCCCAGGGCACUCGGACUCAGGGGCCCUACCCCCAGGGCCCACGCCUCUCCCACUGCUUGGGAACUUGCUGCAGCUGGAGUCUCGACGCCUGGACCCUCUCCGGCCGCUGGGGCCCAGUGUUCACCGUGCGGCUGGGCCCGCGCCCUGCAGUGGUGCUGUGCGGCUACUCGGCGCUGCGGGACGCACUAGUGCUGCAGGCGGACGCCUUCUCCGGCCGCGGGGCCAUGGCGGUCUUCGAGCGCUUCACUCACGGAAACGGCAUCGUGUUUUCCAACGGGCUGCGCUGGCGGACGCUGCGCAAUUUUGCGCUGGGAGCGCUUAAGGAGUUCGGACUGGGAACGCGGACCAUAGAGGAGCGCAUCCUGGAGGAGGCGGCUUGUCUGCUUGGCGAAUUUCAAGCCACCACUGGAGCACCGUUUGACCCCCGGCGGCUACUAGGUAAUGCUGUAUCUAACGUUAUCUGUUCCGUGGUCUUUGGGAACCGCUAUGGCUAUGAGGACCCAGAGUUCCAGAGACUCCUGGACCUCUUCAAUGACAACUUCCGCAUCAUGAGUUCCAGAUGGGGCGAGAUGUACAACGUUUUCCCCUCCCUCCUUGACUGGCUCCCGGGCCCACACCACCGAAUCUUUCAAAACUUCACGGAGCUUCGGGUCUUCAUCUCUGAGCAAAUCCAGCGGCACCAGCAGACGCGGCAGCCUGGGAAGCCCCGCGACUUCAUCGACUGCUUCCUCGAUCAGAUGGAUAAGGAGCAGAAUGACCCUGAGAGCCAUUUCCAGGAAGAGACGCUGGUAAUGACGACGCACAACCUUUUCUUCGGUGGCACAGAGACCACGAGCACCACUCUGCGCUACGGGCUCCUCAUUCUGCUUAAGUACCCAGAGGUGGCAGCCAAAGUGCAGGCCGAGCUGGAUGCUGUGGUAGGUCGGUCGCGCACCCCAAGGCUGGGGGACCGUGAGCGCCUGCCCUACACCAACGCCGUGCUGCAUGAGAUUCAGCGCUUCAUCAGUGUGCUGCCAUUGGGGCUGCCACGUGCCCUCACGCGUGACACCCACCUGCAUGGCUACUUCCUGCCCAAGGGUACCUUUGUGAUUCCUCUGCUUGUGUCUUCACAUCGGGACCCCACCCAAUUCAAAGACCCAGACUGCUUCAACCCCACGAAUUUCCUGGACGACAAGGGCGAGUUUCAGACCAAUGAUGCCUUCAUGCCCUUUGCCCCAGGAAAGAGGAUGUGCCUGGGAGCAGGCCUGGCGCGAUCGGAGAUCUUCCUCUUCUUUACCGCCAUCCUGCAGCGGUUCUGUUUGCUCCCAGUGGGGAACCCUGCCAACAUCGACCUCAGCCCACAGUGCACUGGCCUGGGCAACAUCCCCCCAGCCUUCCAGCUCCGUCUGGUGGCCCGCUGAGGGCAGGCUUAGCUGCCCUCUGUUCACUGGCUCCCAGACCUCCUUACCCCCUCUGGUCAAUAAAGGCCCUUA